Molecule: messenger RNA, 699 nt
Organism: Abrus precatorius (Indian licorice)
Lineage: Eukaryota; Viridiplantae; Streptophyta; Magnoliopsida; Fabales; Fabaceae
Exons: 2
Coding region: 75-290 (71 amino acids)
Source: RefSeq, a predicted model, not a curated record
UUUCUCUCCCUUUCUCCUCCUAUUUUCCCAGAAAAUACCCAUCAACAUUUUCUGGAUAGCCAAACACGCACAAUAUGAAGAAAUCCGGCCUCCUCGCUGCCUCCGUUGCCGCCGCAUCGGCAACCGCCAUCUCCGCUUCCUCCUCCGCGCAGGUUUCUCUUCAGGAGGGUGGGACUCACAGAGGCCACGGUAGUUCUUCACCGGGGGCGAGUUCGGGUUCGGCGGAGAAAUUCGCGCCGAGAUUCGAUGGGUUGCGGUUCAUUGAAACGCUGGUUACAGCUCACAGAUGAAAGCUCGUCGCCGAAACGCGCUUUUCGGUUUUGCCCUUUCGUUUUGUUACUUUUAAUCUUGUGCUGUCUAGAAAAUUGGGGGAGAAAUGACAUGGGUUUUUUUAGGAAGAGAGGAAUUGAGAGAGAAUUUGUAAUAUUACGGGAAUCUUAUGAAUUAUGAUGUUUUCUUGGUAGUUUAUUAUGACAUGUGUUAUGAGAAUUGUGACUAUUUUUCUUAAUUUUUGAAGGAAAUAAGAAAAAAAAUAUAUUUUAUUUUUCUUUUUGCAAUGCAAUAUGCAUGUUUGUGUCAUUGUGUGGGUUGGGGGGCUUCUUAUUUAUUUAAAAAAAACAUUUAUUUUGUGUUUGGCAAAUUUUCGUCCUUGAUUUGGAGGAAAAACAUGUUGGGGGCCUAUCUCAGGCAGUUUGUGUA